CUCCCAGAAGACUCAGUAUGUGGCCGACCAUCGUGGGGUGAGGACAUCUGCUGGAUAGAAGGCGAGAGAACCCCAGGAUACAACAGAAGCCGGCAGGAUAUACCACAAGAGACCAGGAUAGACAACAACAGCAACCAGGAUAGAUGAGAAGCAACCCCAAGAUAGACAGCGAUAGAAUAACACAAUAGACCAACUAACAGGAUAGAAUAAACACCCAAAACAGGAUAGAAUUAAGAAGAAAAAACCCCACAACGAAACAAGGAAAGACGAGAUUUCUAUAAACCAUGAUGGGCGUGCGGGCGUGGCGGUGGGCGGCGAUGGUGAUGACAGUGGUGGUUAUGGCGGGCGUGGCUGAGUCUUUACGCUGCUAUAAGUGUAACAACUGUAUUAAAUAUGAACUGAGUCAAUCCCAAACCUGCGGCCCUCAAGACACACAUUGUAUGAAAAUGAACAUGGAAACCGGCCAAGUGAAGAGAGCCUGUGGGACGGAAGACAUGUGUACCAACAGCGAGACAAAACUGAAGACGAAGUACACUGGAGUCGCCUGCUGUACCGGAGACAACUGUAACCCGGCGUCCAGUGCGUCACCCCCUCCUCUCCUGCUCCUGCUGGUGUUGAUGUUCCUGCUUCCUGUGAUGCCUCGCCUUCUGCUGCUCAGCUGUUGAUUGUUUAUUACCUGUACCUCCCCGUCCC
Homarus americanus (American lobster) is the source of this 693-nucleotide messenger RNA. RefSeq lists its product as uncharacterized. Bases 285 to 665 code for a protein of 126 amino acids. The record is from RefSeq and is a predicted model, not a curated record. The transcript is spliced from 4 exons. NCBI's taxonomy places the organism in Eukaryota, Metazoa, Arthropoda, Malacostraca, Decapoda, Nephropidae.